This is a messenger RNA of Acanthosepion pharaonis, 1281 nucleotides long. Lineage: Eukaryota; Metazoa; Mollusca; Cephalopoda; Sepiida; Sepiidae. The record is from the annotation of a GenBank genome assembly.
AUGCGUAUAAUCUAUCUAUCUAUCUAUCUAUCUAUCUAUCUAUCUAUCUAUCUUAGUCUGUUCAUAUCUAUCUAUCUAACUAUUUAUCUAUCUAUCAGUCUGUCUGUCUGUUCUUGUCUUUCUUCUUUUCUAUCUAUCCAUCUAUCUAUCUAUCUAUUUUAUAUAUCAGUAUUUUCUUAUCUAUCUAUCUAUCUAUCUAUCUAUCUAUCUGUUUUUGUCUUUCUUCUUUUCUAUCUAUCUAUCUAUCUAUUUUAUAUAUCAGUCUUUUCUUAUCUAUCUAUCUGUCUAUCUAUAUAUUCUUUUCUUUUUUUCAUUCUUUCUUCUUUCCUAUCUAUCUACCUAUCUAUCUAUAGCUUUCUUUUAUUUAUCAGUCUGUUCUUAUCUAUCUAUCUAUCUAUCUAUCUAUCUAUCUAUCUAUCUAUCUAUCUUAGUCUGUUCAUAUCUAUCUAUCUAUCUAUCUAUCUAUCUAUCUAUCUAUCUAUCUAUCUUUUCUAUCUAUCUAUCUAUUUUUAUAUGUUCUUUUUUUUAUCUAUCUAUCUUUUCUAUCUGUCUGUCUGUCUAUCUGUCUAUUUUGUAUUUCUUCUUUUUAUCUAUCUAUCUAUCUAUCUAUCUGUUCUUAUCUUUAUUAUUUUUCUAUCUAUCUAUCUAUCUAUCUAUCUGUCUGUCUGUCUAUUUUAUAUAUUCUUUUUUUCUAUUUCUAUCUAUCUAUCUAUCUAUCUAUCUAUCUAUCUGUCUGUCUGUCUGUCUGUCUGUUCUUGUAUUUCUUCUUUGUAUCUAUCUAUCUAUCUAUCUAUCUAUCUAUCUAUCUAUCUAUCUGUUCUUGUAAGUAAUCAAUUCCUUCAUAUUUCUCCACCUGUUCCCGUGAGAAAGAGCUGUUCACAUCUAUCUAUCUAUCUAUCUAUCUAUCUAUCUAUCUAUCUAUCUAUCUAUCUAUCUAUCUAUCUCAUGAUGCUCUCUCAUAAUUUUCUUUCUUAUCCUUACUCUCUUUCCUUCACUUUCUUAUUCAUCUUCUCUCAUAUUUUUCUUUCUUAUCCUUACUCUCCUUUCAUCUCUUUCUUAAUCAUUCUCUCUCAUAUUUUUCUUUCUUAUCCUUACUCUCCUUUCAUCUCUUUCUUAAUCAUUCUCUCUCAUAUUUUUCUUUCUUAUCCUUACUCUCCUUUCAUCUCUUUCUUAAUCAUUCUCUCUCAUAUUUUUCUUUCUAAUCCUUUUCCUUAUUUCUCUUUCUUAUUCAUCUCUCUCAUAUUUUUGUUUUUUCUUACUCUCCUUCCUUCUCUUUCUUAA